ACAAGGAGCUCUUUCUUUUUUCUUUUUUUCUUCUUUCUUUUUUUAUUUUAUCUUUUCUCUCUCACUCUCUCUACACGAAGUGCGCUCAUAGUGCUGUACGGUCACCCUUCUUUUUGUCGUUUUUCACUCUCCGGUGACCGAAAAGUUGAUUUCCGAUAACUGCUAUCAGGUAUCAUCAUGGUGAGGAAGAGAAGAACCGAAAUUCCUCAAAGUGGGGGUGAGAGUUCUGAGUCGCAGGAAACUGAUACUGGUCGGGGUGCCCAGCCCCCAGCUGAGAGGAGUGGUCCACCUCAACAGGGAGGAGGUGGAGGAGGAUACCAAGGUGGAAGGGGUUGGGGUCCCCAGUCUCAGCAAGGAGGUCGUGGAGGUGGGUAUGGUGGACGAGGCCGGGGAGGGAUGCAACAACAGCAAUAUGGUGGAGCCCCUGAGUACCAGGGCCGGGGAAGAGGGCAACCUCAGCAAGGAGGUCGAGGAUAUGGUGGUGGUCGUCCUGGAGGUGGCCGCGGAGGGCCAUCUUCAGGUGGAUUUAGACCACCAGCACCCGAGCUGCACCAAGCUACCCCAGCUCCUUAUCCAGCUGUGGUGACCACUCAGCCCACGCCAUCUGAGGCAAGUUCUUCGAUGCGACCACCAGAGCCAUCGCUAGCAACUGUAUCGCAGCAGCUGCAGCAACUAUCUGUUGAGCAAGAAGGUUCUUCUAGCCAGGCGAUUCAGCCGCUGCCAGCCUCAAGUAAAUCAGUGAGGUUCCCUCUUCGACCAGGAAAAGGUAGCACUGGCAUUAGGUGUAUUGUAAAGGCCAAUCACUUCUUUGCUGAGCUACCAGAUAAGGAUUUGCACCAAUAUGAUGUCACCAUAACACCAGAGGUCACAUCAAGGGGUGUUAAUCGAGCUGUAAUGGAACAACUGGUUAAACUGUACCGGGAAUCUCAUCUUGGAAAGCGUCUUCCUGCUUAUGAUGGACGGAAGAGUCUAUAUACUGCCGGAGCACUUCCUUUUCAGGCGAAAGAUUUCAAGAUCACCCUCAUUGACGAUGAUGAUGGAUCAGGCGGGCCAAGGAGAGAGAGAGAAUUCAAAGUUACAAUCAAAUUGGCUGCUCGUGCUGACCUGCACCACUUGGGACUUUUUUUGCGGGGACAGCAAGCUGAUGCGCCUCAGGAAGCCCUUCAAGUUCUUGAUAUAGUUCUGCGUGAAUUGCCUACUGCUAGGUAUUGUCCUGUGGGUCGAUCAUUUUAUUCCCCUGACCUAGGAAGGAGACAAUCACUUGGUGAGGGCUUGGAGAGUUGGCGUGGUUUCUAUCAAAGUAUUCGUCCUACUCAGAUGGGACUAUCGCUGAACAUUGAUAUGUCAUCCACGGCCUUCAUUGAGCCACUGCCAGUCAUUGAUUUUGUGACUCAGUUAUUAAAUCGUGACGUUUCCUCUAGACCGUUGUCUGAUUCUGAUCGUGUAAAGAUUAAAAAGGCACUAAGAGGCGUCAAAGUUGAAGUUACACACCGUGGAAAUAUGCGCAGAAAGUACCGUAUUUCUGGCUUAACAUCACAGGCAACACGGGAGCUGACUUUCCCGGUUGAUGAAAGAGGAACCCUGAAAUCUGUCGUGGAGUACUUCUACGAAACCUAUGGUUUUGUAAUUCAACACCCUCAAUGGCCUUGUCUACAAGUAGGAAAUCAACAGAGACCUAAUUAUUUGCCUAUGGAGGUCUGCAAGAUUGUUGAGGGUCAGAGGUACUCCAAAAGAUUGAACGAGAGACAGAUAACUGCAUUGUUGAAGGUGACCUGCCAGCGUCCUCAGGAAAGGGAGAAAGAUAUUAUGCAGACGGUUUAUCACAAUGCAUACCACAAUGAUCCAUAUGCAAAGGAGUUUGGUAUCAAAAUCAGUGAUAAGCUUGCUUCAGUUGAAGCUCGCAUUCUGCCUCCCCCAUGGCUUAAGUAUCAUGACACAGGCAGAGAGAAGGAUUGUCUUCCUCAAGUUGGGCAGUGGAAUAUGAUGAAUAAGAAAAUGGUCAAUGGGGGAAGAGUGAAUAAUUGGAUCUGCGUCAAUUUUUCACGAAAUGUGCAAGACAGUGUGGCUCGAGGAUUUUGCUAUGAACUUGCACAAAUGUGUCAAAUUUCUGGCAUGGACUUUGCUCUUGAGCCAUUGCUGGCUCCUGUCAGUGGUCGUCCUGAGCAUGUAGAAAGGGUUUUGAAAAAUCGAUACCAUGAAGCAAUGACCAAGCUCCGGCCCCAUAGCAAGGAACUUGACUUGCUUAUUGUGAUUCUCCCUGACAACAAUGGUUCUCUUUAUGGUGAUUUGAAGCGUAUUUGUGAGACAGAUCUUGGGCUUGUUUCCCAGUGCUGUUUGACAAAGCAUGUGUUCAAAAUGAGCAAGCAAUAUCUUGCUAAUGUGGCUUUGAAGAUAAAUGUGAAGGUUGGAGGAAGGAAUACAGUACUUGUGGAUGCAAUAUCUAGACGUAUCCCUCUAGUCAGCGACCGACCUACUAUUAUUUUUGGUGCUGAUGUUACUCAUCCUCAUCCUGGGGAGGACUCAAGCCCAUCUAUUGCAGCCGUUGUGGCUUCGCAAGAUUGGCCAGAGGUUACCAAAUAUGCUGGCCUGGUUUGUGCUCAAGCCCACCGACAAGAGCUUAUCCAAGAUUUAUAUAAAACAUGGCAGGAUCCUGUACGAGGGACAGUGUCUGGUGGCAUGAUCAAGGAGCUUCUCAUAUCCUUCCGUAGGGCAACCGGGCAGAAGCCACAGCGAAUUAUAUUCUACAGAGAUGGUGUCAGUGAAGGACAGUUUUAUCAAGUUUUGUUGUACGAGCUUGAUGCUAUUCGUAAGGCAUGUGCUUCUUUAGAGCCCAAUUACCAGCCUCCUGUGACAUUUGUUGUGGUUCAGAAGCGUCAUCACACAAGGCUGUUUGCAAAUGAUCACCGUGACCGCAAUGCUGUUGACAGGAGUGGGAAUAUAUUGCCUGGUACUGUUGUGGACUCGAAGAUCUGCCAUCCUACUGAAUUCGACUUCUAUUUGUGUAGUCACGCUGGGAUUCAGGGCACAAGCCGUCCAGCUCAUUACCAUGUACUUUGGGAUGAGAACAAGUUUACUGCUGAUGGGCUGCAGUCCCUGACAAACAAUCUUUGCUACACAUAUGCACGAUGCACGAGAUCUGUUUCCAUUGUGCCACCUGCAUACUAUGCUCAUCUUGCUGCAUUUCGAGCUCGUUUCUACAUGGAGCCAGAGACAUCAGACAGUGAAUCAAUUGCAAGUGGCAUGGCUGGUGGUCGUGGAGGUGCUGGUGGGGGUCCUCGUCCAACACGUGGACCUGGUGCUAAUGCUGCUGUGAGGCCUUUACCUGCCUUGAAGGAGAAUGUCAAGCGGGUUAUGUUCUACUGCUAGGAUCGUUGGAAAUCCCCUACUUUUGGAUGGGCAUUUAAAUUUUACUAGUUGAAACUGUUCUGUUCGGAAAGCGGGGGAGGCCGCUCUGAAGCAGAAUAUCAAGCUGGCUAUGCUCUGCUUUUUGUGUCAUCUGGCCAGUUGAUAUUUGCUUUUAAAUUGCCACUGAUCCUACCGUGAUCAGAAAGCUGCUUUUUGCUCAUGCUGUGUGUAUGGCAUCGAAUAUCAUUGAAUCUUAAAACUCUAAAUCCUCUCGAAACUGGGAUUUCAUUUUUCAUA
This is a messenger RNA of Populus trichocarpa (black cottonwood), 3642 nucleotides long. Its product is annotated as protein argonaute 1. Gene Ontology annotation, cellular component: cytoplasm. The transcript has 22 exons. The record is from RefSeq and is a predicted model, not a curated record. Gene Ontology annotation, molecular function: RNA binding; protein binding. Lineage: Eukaryota; Viridiplantae; Streptophyta; Magnoliopsida; Malpighiales; Salicaceae. Bases 178 to 3366 code for a protein of 1062 amino acids. Gene Ontology annotation, biological process: regulatory ncRNA-mediated post-transcriptional gene silencing.